Molecule: messenger RNA, 3239 nt
Organism: Amphiprion ocellaris (clown anemonefish)
Lineage: Eukaryota; Metazoa; Chordata; Actinopteri; Pomacentridae
Gene: rac3b
Product: Rac family small GTPase 3b
Exons: 6
Coding region: 131-709 (192 amino acids)
Biological process (GO): establishment or maintenance of cell polarity; actin filament organization; cortical cytoskeleton organization
Cellular component (GO): cell projection; cytoplasmic vesicle; plasma membrane
Molecular function (GO): GTP binding; GTPase activity; protein kinase binding
Source: RefSeq, a predicted model, not a curated record
UCGAUCUCUUUCACUGCGGCUCCAUCGCCGAGCGGACUGGCCCGCUGCUCUCAUCCGAGACCUCAGCUCAGACUGUCGGAUCUGUGAAAUCACCAACGGCGGCUCCGUGAAGCCUCGAGCUCGUGUCCAAAUGCAGGCUAUCAAAUGCGUGGUGGUGGGCGACGGGGCUGUGGGUAAGACCUGUCUGCUGAUUAGCUACACCACCAAUGCCUUCCCUGGUGAAUACAUCCCCACUGUCUUUGACAACUAUUCCGCCAAUGUGAUGGUGGAUGGAAAACCAGUGAAUCUGGGCCUUUGGGAUACAGCAGGACAGGAGGACUAUGAUAGGCUGAGACCACUGUCUUACCCACAGACGGAUGUGUUCUUGAUAUGCUUCUCCCUGGUCAGUCCGGCCUCCUUUGAGAACGUCCGAGCUAAGUGGUACCCUGAGGUGAGACACCAUUGCCCCAACACACCAAUCAUCCUGGUUGGCACCAAGCUGGAUCUGCGAGAUGACAAGGACACCAUUGAAAGGCUGCGAGACAAGAAGCUGUCCCCCAUCACCUACCCACAGGGCCUGGCCAUGGCGAGAGAGAUCGGUGCUGUGAAGUACCUGGAGUGCUCCGCUCUGACCCAGCGAGGCCUGAAGACGGUAUUCGACGAGGCCAUCCGAGCUGUGCUCUGCCCUCCGCCCGUGAAGAAGCGGGGAAAGAGAUGCACCAUGUUCUGAGGAGGAAACCACUGCUAACACUAUACUACAUCACCAUGAACAACAAACACUACUUCUCUGAGAGGAUGAGAGAGAAUACUUGCGAGAGUGAGUGUGCACUGCUGAGACUGCUUUCUUUAUAUCGAUGUUUUUUCAAAACCAUAUUGGUAACAAAACCAAUAUUUAUUCCAAUUUUUUUACCAUUACUAAAUAGGGUUGUAGGUUCUCUGUGAAAGGCAUUGACUGUCCAACUACUUUGUACUCAUAGAACCGCAUCAUGUUGCCAUGAGGGCUGACAAAGGUUUCUGGAACUUGUUUUCAUACUGCGACAUCUCUUCUUUCUCAGCCAUGCUUGCUUGAAUAAAUGCAGUGUUGACUAGAUAGAACGUGAACUGUGAAUACGUCAUCAGGUCUGAAGUUACCCUCAGCCUCUGUUCUAAGAUCAGCAGGUCACAGCCAAAUACUACUACUUGUAGUUUCCUCCAUCAUUUCUGUCAGGUAUGACUGCGUUGUGCUCACUGAGGUAAACGCUGACGUCUGAGGCCUCAACAAAGACCAGCAGUCAGAUGAUCUGACAGGUUAGCAGCUUCACUAUGUGGCCGUUUUUAGCAGCUUGAUCAUGAUUUGGAUUUAAAUGACUCUAAACCAAACUAAGAUGGCGAACAAGGGAGGCUUAAUAGAUACCCACAGCUCACUUUUUAGUAGUUUUAGGACACUCAUUACUCUAAUUGUGUUGCAAAUUGCGCUAAUCUGCGUUUAAUCAGUGCAGCAUUACACAGAAAAACUGGGGCCAGAUCAUGCUGUUGCUUUGGUGUCCUGUACCUUUGGAAGAAACAGGGCUUGUCUGGAACCCAGCAGCUUCCUUGAUUAAGUACAACAUCGCUAAUACCUGCAGGACUGAUGGACAGAACUGACUAGUUUCCUCUAAAAAGAUCACAAGGAAGAGACAUGGCUUAGCAAGUAAGAGCAAUAACAUUUGCUCGACUAACUUUUCUAAUUAAAGCCAUGAAAAAAAAAUCCUCAAUUCAAGGUUUACCUUAUGGUUGAAUGUGAAGGCUUGUUCUGGACUUUUAAACAGUGGUUUGACUUUAAAAAAGAAAAUCAAGGUCAAUAGUAGUUUCACUAAACAAUCUCAGCUUAGAUCCCACUUACCAACUUCACAAGCUGUCAACCAGAUCUCAUGGUUUUCGUUAACAGGAACAUUUAAAGCACGAAGGCGUCUUUGGAUCAUUUGCUAGGUGGCUGAGGAAUACUAUGAGGUGUGGUUGAAGGUCUUGUAGAAAGCUUGUGAGAGCACCUGAGGGUGUUUUACUCCAUCUUCACUGUUAGCCAGGUGAAGAUGCUGUAGCCAAACUGUCCCUUCCUUUUCGGAUGAAAACAAAUCUGUUCUUUUUAUCUUCUUAUUUUAGGAAGCACCUGAUCUUAGUCAAGUGUCUUUGGGUAGCUUUCUCUAACUGUGAACAUGUGACAGAUGAGCAUGCCAAACAUGGGGGCUGUAGAACCUUGCUGCCUGAGUUCUGCCUCUGAGGGUAGAGGAGCUUGCAUGGGUCUUAAAAUAUUCUGUCUUAAUUUAUCCCAUUGUUUAGAUUUUGUCUCUGUUCCUCUGUGUGUGACUGAGUGUAAGUGUGUGUGUGUGUGUGUGUGUGUGUGUGUGUGUGGGUGGGUGGGUGUAUGUGUGUGCGCGUGCACAAGUGUGUGUGUGUGUGUCACAGGCGUGUAUAUAAAUGCUGGUGUUUGUGUGUGUGGACAGGCACGUGUCAGUAUCAGUGAGACUCAAGCUCGUGUUGGUAUCAGUGACACAGCGUUGUUCAACAUAAAAGACAGUAUUGUUUUAAGCCAAGUUUUUUAGUGUCCAGUUUUUGGUACUAUUUCAUAUUGUAUUGUAGUAAUACACACGAUUUUUCAACGAUCUGUGGACAUAAAGAAAGAAAAAAUGGAUAUCAGUGACAUCUAGUGAUUUACAGAAUAAUCCUUAGAAAAGAAAUUAUCUAUCUACAUGUACCUGAAUAUUUAGCUCUUAAAACUAAAACAAUACAAACUAAAGGGAGUAUAGUCGCUCAUGUUGAAGUUAGAAGUGUUGCUAACAGUGUACAAUAAAGGGGCCAAUCUUUGCAGAGUUUGUUAUCGUGGCAAACAGUGUGGAUUGCACCUUUAUGAUAUGCAUUUCUGUAUGGUUGCAGGCCUGCGGUGUGUCUGUCUCCCCCGUGUGGUGAGACGCAGCACUGCAGCGCCCUCUGUCAUGCUGUCUUCGGUUGGCAUAGCUGUGUGGUUGAGUCAUGUUGUGUGGUCCUGCCUAACUAAGGUGUCGAAAUGUAGCUGAGAAACGCAGCAAAAAAUUCUAAUAAUAAUAUUGCAUGGAAGUUCUCUGGUUAUUUGACCCACUGUAAUUCUUAGGAGAGGUUGUACGAUGAAAUGCAUUGACCAUGUAUGUAUGUAAUGUAAGAUGACUUGUAUACUUGUUCCAACUGUCUUAUUUUUUAUUACUUCACAUGUCUGUGUGGUGAAAUAUUUCAAUUUUUUGUAUACUAAAUACAAAUGUAUAUGUAAGGUA